CAAGCAAGCAAUCUCAAUCUCUUAUAUACAUGAUGGCGCAUUUCAUAAAGGAACGAAACAACAGAAGCACGCGUAAACGAUGGCGGCAGUUGCAGCAGCUAAAGUGCAGGAGGUGCGUGAAAUUACUCGAAUCGAACGAAUCGGAGCCCAUUCCCACAUUCGCGGACUUGGACUCGAUGAUAGUUUGGAGCCUCGACAUGUCUCCCAAGGAAUGGUGGGUCAGCUGAGCGCUCGUCGAGCAACAGGUGUAAUCUUAGAAAUGAUUAAGGAUGGAAAAAUCGCUGGACGUGCAGUUCUGUUGGCUGGCCAGCCUGGAACAGGAAAAACAGCAAUAGCAAUGGGUCUCGCUCAAGCCCUCGGUCAAGAUACACCCUUCACUUCCAUGGCUGGAUCAGAAAUUUAUUCAUUAGAGAUGAGUAAAACUGAGGCACUCACCCAAGCCAUACGUAAAUCGAUUGGUGUGAGAAUCAAGGAAGAAACUGAGAUAAUUGAGGGUGAAGUUGUGGAGAUUCAAGUGGACAGACCAGCAACUGGUGUUGGCGCCAAAGUUGGUAAACUAACAUUAAAGACAACGGAAAUGGAGACAAUUUAUGAUCUUGGUAACAAAAUGAUUGACAGUUUGAUGAAGGAAAAAGUUCAGGCCGGUGAUGUUAUCACAAUUGAUAAGGCAACCGGUAAAAUAAAUCGAUUGGGAAGAUCAUUCACUCGUGCCAGAGAUUAUGAUGCCACUGGAUCCCAAACACGAUUUGUUCAAUGUCCCGAGGGAGAACUUCAAAAACGUAAAGAAGUUGUUCACACAGUAUCAUUGCAUGAAAUCGAUGUUAUCAACAGCAGAACACAUGGUUUCUUGGCACUAUUUUCUGGAGACACUGGUGAAAUAAAAUCUGAAGUGCGAGAACAAAUCAAUGCUAAGGUUGGUGAAUGGCGAGAAGAAGGAAAAGCCGAAAUUGUGCCGGGUGUUUUGUUUAUUGAUGAGGUUCACAUGCUCGAUAUUGAGUGCUUCUCAUUUUUAAAUCGAGCUCUUGAGAAUGAAAUGUCACCCAUUGUUAUCAUGGCGACGAAUAGAGGCAUUACUAGAAUCAGAGGAACCAAUUAUAAAAGCCCUCAUGGAAUCCCUAUUGAUCUUUUGGACAGGAUGAUUAUUGUUCCCACUACUCCAUAUCAGGAGAAGGAUCUUAAGGAAAUAUUGAAAAUUAGAUGUGAGGAGGAGGAUUGCGAAAUGGCUGAUGAUGCACUUACUGUUCUUACUAGAAUCGCAGCUGAUUCUUCACUGAGAUAUGCGAUUCAACUCAUCACAACUGCUUCAUUGGUUAGCCGUAAAAGGAAAAGUACUGAGGUCAGCAUUGAUGAUGUGAAAAGAGUUUAUUCGCUGUUUCUCGAUGAGCAUCGGUCCACGCAGUAUCUCAAAGAGUAUCAAGACGACUUCAUGUUCAAUGAGCUUCCUGAGCAGCAACCAAUGGAAAUUGUUUAGGAUAUUCCCGCCAAUUGAUCUGUUGUACUCCAUCGGAUGUUCGGCUUGGAGCUAUAGCUUCAUCAAGACGCACGUAAAUAAGUAUAAGUAUUCCAUUGUAAUUUCAGCUAUCACUUCAUUCCUGCUCUUUUACUUCAUAUUUGAUUGGGAGAGAAAUAAAAAAAUAGAUACUUUUAGAAUGAA
Diachasmimorpha longicaudata is the source of this 1654-nucleotide messenger RNA. RefSeq names its product ruvB-like 2 (gene rept). Gene Ontology annotation, biological process: regulation of transcription by RNA polymerase II; chromatin remodeling; box C/D snoRNP assembly. Gene Ontology annotation, molecular function: ATP hydrolysis activity; ATP binding; DNA helicase activity. The transcript is spliced from 5 exons. Bases 80 to 1471 code for a protein of 463 amino acids. Gene Ontology annotation, cellular component: Swr1 complex; NuA4 histone acetyltransferase complex; R2TP complex. The record is from RefSeq and is a predicted model, not a curated record. Lineage: Eukaryota; Metazoa; Arthropoda; Insecta; Hymenoptera; Braconidae.